UGAAGAAUUCAACAGAAUCCUCUUACCGUGACGUGUUAAUGAUUUCUUUUUUGUUUGUUUGUUUGUUUUCCCCUUAGACCCUGUAAGAAAAAGGGAAACCUAAGGAUGCUGGAGCAGAACAAUGGAUUUCUCCUUCUCUUUCAUGCAAGGGAUCAUGGGAAACACAAUCCAGCAACCGCCUCAGCUCAUUGACUCAGCUAACAUCCGACAGGAGGACGUAUACGAUGCCAUCAGCGACCCCGGGGAUGAGGGAGGCCCCUCCGCCUACGAUUCGCCCCUCGAUCCGGGGUUCUCCUAUCCCCCGGACGACCUAGGGGUUGUCACCAACGGUUACCAGGCAGGAAUUGGUGCCUACGAGCAGCAGGCCAAGUUCGCGCUGUACUCGCAGUUCCCUAACGGCUCGGCUAACGGCUAUGGUGCCAUCCGCAACUAUCACCCCGACCACGGGCUGAUCUUAGGGGAGGGAACAGUGCUGAGGUCACCUGUGGUGCAGGAAAAAGCAGCAUCUCACAUCUCUUCCCCUCCUCUUUCUCACUCUCAUCUUCAUCACCAUCCCCAUACUCAUCCUCAUCCUCACCAUCAGUCGCAGCAGCACCAGCCCAAUUCUCAACUUUUACCUCAUCACCCACCUGCUCCUCCUCUGCCGCCUCCUCCUCCGCCACCACCGCCUCCAUCUUCCUCGUCCUCACAUCAUCUGCAGCCGGUUUACCCCCCUCCUCCCCUCAUCCUGCCUUCCACUCCACCUCCCCUUCAUGCUUCCAUUCAGGAUGCAGCCUCAGAGCCCGUCACCCAGAAGAAGUCGAACUCCCCCGAAAUCAAGAUCAAGAUCAUAAAGACGUAUCAGAAUGGACGCGAGCUGUUCGAGUCGUCGCUGUGCGGAGACCUGCUGCACGAGUUCCAGGAGUCGACCAGGAGGAACGAGCACAAGAAGGAGAAAAGAAAAAAGAAAAAUAGUCGACACGGUGCCUUCCCCGAACAGGAAGUGAAAAUCAGUGAUGGCCAGGUUGUGAUACAAGAGCAGAAACCGACCCUGAGUCUCAACAGCCCUAAAACAGAACCCAAGGAGGUCCGAGUGGAUAAAAUCAUGACCUCGGUGUGUGUGGAGUAUGAGAUCGGAGAUCUGGUGUGGGCUAAAGUAGGGACGUACCCAUGGUGGCCCUGCAUGGUCUCCUCAGACCCCCAGCUAAAGGUUCACAUACGCAUUAACACCAGAGGUCACCGGGAAUACCAUGUACAGUUUUUCGGCAGUGUGGCUGAGCGGGCUUGGAUUCAUGAGAAGAGGAUCGUGGUGUAUAAAGGAGAGAGUCAGUUUGAGGAACUGCAGGCAGAAACUUUACGCAAAACCACCAAUCCCACUGAGAGACAGAAGCUGCUGAAGCCUCGGACUCAGAGAGAGCGUGCUCAGUGGGAAGUGGGCGUCGGCCACGCUGAGGCGGCAAACGCCAUGACCCGAGAGGAGCGUAAUGAGAAUUACACGUUCAUUUACAUUGACAAACUUCCUGCUGAUGCAGAACCUAGCGAUGACCCUGUUACCCCAACGAGGAUGAAAAAACGGAGGACAAGACGCUCCAAGAGCUUAAAGAAAGAUGAUCCUGCAACACUCCCACGCCGUCAACAGCCUCGACGCCAGUGCAGCGUUUCAGACACUCAGGAGGAAGAGGCGGAGCCUGAGGACACAACAGAAACGCAACCUUCGCCCCCUCCGGUCCGGACUCCUUGGAGAACGGCGGCCGCCCGGAAGCUGCUUCCGCUCUCCGUCACAAUGAAGAAGCUUAACGUGGAGAUCGUCAUUAAGAGACACCGGCAGCUUAAAAAGGCUGAGAAGAAGCAGGCUCAAACCGAGGGCGCAGGUAAAUCACCUGUUCCGGAGCAGGAAAGCGGCUCAAAUCCGGGCUCCACUGAUGCGGUUAAUUGCAGUCUGAAGCUGAAGAGACACAAAUUUCUUCGACACAACUGA
Tachysurus fulvidraco (yellow catfish) is the source of this 1957-nucleotide messenger RNA. Its product is annotated as histone-lysine N-methyltransferase NSD3-like. Gene Ontology annotation, cellular component: nucleus. The record is from RefSeq and is a predicted model, not a curated record. Lineage: Eukaryota; Metazoa; Chordata; Actinopteri; Siluriformes; Bagridae. The transcript is spliced from 6 exons. The coding region runs from base 122 to 1957 and encodes 611 amino acids.